Molecule: messenger RNA, 1166 nt
Organism: Umbelopsis ramanniana AG
Lineage: Eukaryota; Fungi; Mucoromycota; Umbelopsidomycetes; Umbelopsidales; Umbelopsidaceae
Exons: 3
Coding region: 153-1004 (283 amino acids)
Source: RefSeq, a predicted model, not a curated record
GAUAGACACAAAAGCAUGUAUCGACUUUGAGUCGCCACAGAUGAAUUGGAAAAUAAUGAAAAAGCAGCCUUCUAAUGGAAAUGUCCGCUUCAAAACGGGAAGGCUGGCUUUCCAUUUCACCAGUCCAGCUUCCGUCUGUGUUAUCAAGCUGAAUGUCAAAACUCAUUCAACAGCCAGUGGUGAAGCAACUUUUCGUCGAAUUACCAAAGAUAAAAGUCUUGUCCCGCCCUCACGAUGCUAGAUCAGAGAUUACGGUUUAUGUAAAAGGAUUUCUAGCGGAAGGCGAUACACCCGACAACUUUGCAGACUGGAUGCAUUCUCACCGCUUAUUGGUUUUAUCCAAAAACUGGGCUCCUGCCGCCUUAGGGUUUUCAUGGCCAUCGGGCACCGCCAGCAUACCGGUACCGGUGGCAACACUCGCGUCAGCAGGCUACUUGGUAGCAAGCAAUAUCCGCAGAUUAUCCCAACUUCGAUUGCCAACACCAGCGACGAUGUUAGGUGCUGUUGCGGUGGAUGUUGGUUUGCAUGCUGGUCGAUUAGCAUAUCAGUUCAAUACAGCGACCACGGAGAGCAAACAGAGAGCUGAAAUAUUUGCUCUUCGACUUUUGCGACUACGACGUGAGCACGAAAAUGUACGCAUCGUUGCUCAUAGCCUUGGCUGUCGACAUGUAGUGGAAGCCAUAUCGAAUCUAAAUGCUGACGAAAGACCCGACAGUGUCCACCUUUGUGCUCCAGCUCUACUAGCUGAGGACAUAUUACGACUCAUUAAACCUGAAACAGGUGGUUUGGCAAAGGAAAAGACGAAUAUCUACUAUUCUGGAAAAGACUUGACAUUAGGCAUCCUUCUUCGAGCUAUUUUAGGAGGCAGCAGACCACUGGGCGAAGUCGGCAUCUCACCGAACGUACCCAUAGACAAAAGUGUAGAAUUGAUUGAUGCGAGUUCCUCUCUUGGCUUUUUCUCGCAUACAGACUACGCAGAUAAGUUUCAUUUUAUGGCACGGUAGGCGUUACCAUGACAUGCCUUUGAAAGAUCCAUUAUUUGCAUAUACGUAGAAAGAUACCCUUGGCUGCACACAUCGGCCGUUAUAAAUGUUAAAGAAUUGCCAAUGCACAGUAUAGAAUGUGCUAUCUAUAAAGCCAUGUAAUAAGAGGCAACAGAGUAUGGG